AUGGUACUACAGAACAAUUUUCUGGACACAUAUUAUGCAUACGCAGAAGUUGAUCCUAUAUCUCAAAGUGCACUAGCAGCUAUAUCAGAUUUGAUUUUAAGGCUAAAUUUGCCAGCAAUAAUUGCUAAUAAAGUGUGGGGCGAAUUAUCAAGAUAUGAACAUGCUGAAAAAGUGAUAAAUAAUUUUAUUUGUGAUUUUAGAGAUUUUUGGGAAUUUUUAAGCAAAAAAUAUAAAAGUAGUUUUACUAAUCCAGAAGCUAUUACAGCUAUAGAAAAUAAUGUUAACUUAUGGAAGAAAAGUAUGGAACGGGCUGUUGUUCAAAGUCAACAAUUACGUAGGGAAACAGAAACAAUGGGACCAAAUGCAGAGCUUAGUUAUUGGAGGAGAUUGCUUGCUCGUUUUUCAUCAAUCAUUGAACAUAUAAAAAGUCCAUAUAGUCAAACAUUUAUAAAUUUUUUAAUGAAUAUAAAAUCGAAACAUAUAAAAAAGUGGAAGAUAUUGGAAGAUCAUGUUGAGACAAUACAAAUUCUUGCAGAAGAUAAUGUGAAAUAUUUAUAUGCACUAGAAAAAUUUACACAACCCUUGUACAGACUUGAUCCAACAAAAAUGGGAGAAUAUUUGCCUCCGCUUAUGUAUGCUAUACGAAUGAUAUACGCUACUUCUCGAUUUUUUAAUACCAGACGAAUGGUCACUGCAGUUUUUGUUAAAAUGACAAAUCAAAUGAUUUUAGCAUGCAAAGCAUAUUUAACAGAAGAUGGCAAAAUAAAUAUUUGGGAUGAUUCGAAAUAUGAUAUGAUACUCAAAAUAAAGGAUUGCAUCACGUUGUGCGAUCAAUAUUACAACUAUUACAACGAAAUGUGCAAAGAAGUGAAAGAAUCUGUUGACGAGAAACCUUUCGAAGUAUCCGAAAUGUAUGUUUUCGGAAAGUUUAACACCUUCAAAGAUAGGAUAAUAAAAAUUAUGGAUGUUUUACAAACAGCAUUAAAGUACUUGCUCCUUUAUAAUUCCGCGAUAGAGAAAAUAGACGUAUUUGCAAACAAGUUCUCGAGUUUUUUCCACGAUAUUACAUCCAAAGAUUAUGAUCCAUUAAACCAUAGGAAACCGUACUUCGAUACUGAUUACGAUCAAUACAAGAAAAACGUAGCAGAGACAAUAGUAGAAUUAAGAAACUUCUUUUAUAACUGUGUAUCGGAAACGCCAAACAUAGCUGAAGCAUUGAGAGUAGUAUCAAGAUUUCAGAAAUUAAAGUUUAAAGAACUGAGAAUCGACAGGAAAUAUUUAGAACUCAUAUCAUUGUUUCAAAAAGAGAUCGAAGAUAUACGAGACAGAUAUAACGAAGACAGAUCAAAUACUCCGAUACCACGAAAUGUUCCACCUAUUGCCGGUCGUAUUUUGUGGAUCCGGCAACUUUUUAGACGCAUUGAAACCUCUAUGGAGAUAUACAAAGAAUGUAAACGAGUGAUUGUUCACGAUCAUAUGCAAAGGUGUAUUAGAAUUUACAAUGCCUUGAUCACUGUCUUCAUACACUAUGAGAUGAUAUAUCACAAAGCAUGGUAUGACUCCUCAGAGAUUGUUCGAUUGGCAUUAGCUUCUCCUUUGAUAAUAAGGCAUCCGGACACGAAUAAGUAUCACUUAAACUUUGAUUCGUACAUUAUCGAAGUGAUACGUGAAUCAGAACAUAUGGCUAGGUUUGAUUUGGAAGUACCUGAUUUUAUACAAAUAAUAACAUUUUGUAAAGAUAAGAUUUUUUCGUCGUACGAAACUGUGAAACAAUUGGUCAAAGAGAACGAUACAUUGAGACGGACAAUACCGUUAUUAUUCUUAAAUUUAAUGAAAAUUAUUUUGGUCGAUCUCGAGAUUGCUUUUCAACCUUGCUUGUCCGUAAUCACGUGGACGUCUUUGAAUAUCGACGAGGUAUGCGACACCAUAAAAAAUGCGAUUAUGUCUGUGCAAAUUUUUGUUAAAGAGAUAAAAGACAUGAAGGAAGCAAGAGUUGACGAAGUGUUCGAGUCUAUAUCAGAAGCAAUCUUGAUACAACUCACUGACGAUCCAAAGCAUCCAGUUCAACUUUUAGACGACAAUAUUGCUUAUGGACUCUCGGUGUCCGCUGAUCUUGAAAUUAAAUCAUCUGCAGCAGAGAAUGCAGUUAUUACAAUUAUAAACAAAUUUAUACAAUUUGUAAUUGAUGAGACUGUGCAAGAUAUUAAAUAUAAUUGGCUGGAUCGGGAUAAGAUACACAAGCAUAUUUCACAAACGAAAUUGACUAAAGGAAAAUACGAGCCAGGUUUCGCCCCCAUCGAAAGAACCCGUAAAGUUAACAUAACUAAAGUGCACAAUGAUUGUAUGGAAUUAUUUGCGUAUUUUCAUAAUAAACUCAUAGAGGCAUUGGUAAAGUGUACAAAAAAUUCCUUGGAGAUAUUAAGGAAAAAAGUCACUGAAAUGAGCCAUUUGAGAAAAGAUAGCAGUGACGAUAAAAAGAAAUCGCCAAUACUUUUAACGACAUUCAUCUUGCAAAUACCAAAUAUCACGAUAGUACCCGCGAUAGAAGAGUUGCAAUUUUAUUUUGGAAAAUUAGUGAUCGCCAUUGUUGAAAAUCAUAAAAAAAUUACGGCGUGGGGACAGCGUGAUAUCAAUAGAGAGUUAAUAAGUGAAAAUGGACUAAAGAAUUACUAUCAACUUAUAUCCGAUCAUAAAGAAAUAGUCCGAUGUGUAAUGAGCCUACAAGGUGCAAUUAUGACUAUAAAAGAAGAUAUUGAAGAACUUUGCAAUUAUUAUUUAAAGUAUUCGUAUAUAUGGAGCGAAGAUAGGAACCAGAUCGUGCAAAGUUUCGUUGAUUCUGAACCUAUCACUCAAGUAAUCAAAGAAAAAUUCGUGGAAUAUGAAGAAUUAGUUGCUGAAAUCGAAAAUCUGCCAGACUCACAUAUAGUUGGGCCUAUACAAAUUAGCAUGGGUAGAUUUCUAGUUGAAGCGCGUGCAUGGAAGACAUUGUUGGGUCAAAAGUUAUCUGCAACUUAUAAAGAGAAAUUAAAAAAGAUCACCGAAUAUAUAAAUGAGAAAAAUAAAGUUCUAGUUAGAGUAAUAAAAGAUUUGGAAGAUGUGAGGAUCGCGAUGAAAUGUUUAAGCGAAAUAAGAGAUGAUUUUAUAAUGUUGGACAUAGAAUUGAUCUUGAUCGAGGAAACGUACACGUUGAUGGGGAGAUUCACCAUCCCAAUUUCAAAAGAAGAACAGGAUAUAGUGGACGGUUUACGAUACAAUUUUACAAACAUGUUGAACAUGGCGAAACAAGUUCAAGCAAAAAUAUGCGAAAUGCAAGAGCCAUUGAAAAAAGAAUUGACCGAUGGUGUUGCAAUAUUUAAACAAGAGGUGAUAGAUUUUGAUCUUGAUUUUGAAUUGAAUGGUCCAAUGGUUGAAGGAAUACCGGCCAAAGAAGCUAGUGAUCGACUCAUAUUCUUUCAAGGCCGUCUUGACGAGUUAUGGGAGAAGUUCGAGACUUACAGUAGCGGUGAAAGUUUAUUCGGCAUUGAGAUAACAGAUUAUCCGCCUCUUCAUCAAAGGAAAAGAGAAAUUAAUUUGCUGCAGAAGUUAUACGGUUUGUAUUUGCAAGUGAUACGAACGAUCGACAGUUACUAUGAUAUACCUUGGGCCGAUAUCGAUAUCGAAGCUAUAGUGGCCGAGUUAGGCGAAUUUCAGAACAGAUGUCGACGAUUACCCAAAGCUAUGAGAAAUUGGCCAGCUUACAUCGAUUUGAAGAAGAAGAUCGACGACUUUAACGAGACUUGUCCAUUGUUAGAGAUGAUGGCUAAUAAAGCGAUGCAGCCCAGACAUUGGGAAAGAAUGUCGAAAUUGUGCAAAUAUCAUUUUGAUGUUGAAUCGGAGACAUUUACUCUGGCAUGCGUGAUGCAAGCACCUUUGUUGAAGUACAAAGAUGAAGUCGAGGAUAUAUGCAUCAGUGCGGUGAAAGAGCAAGAUAUAGAUAGCAAAUUAAAACAAAUAAUAGCAGAAUGGGCUAUUGUGGAUUUACAAUUCGCUCCUUUCAAACAAAGAGGAGAUUUAUUAUUGAAAGGUAUAGAAACAAUGGAGAUAAUAUCUCAACUCGAAGAUAGUUUGAUGAUCAUUAGUUCGCUUUUGGCAAAUCGAUAUAAUGCACCUUUCAAAAAAGAGAUACAAUUGUGGCAAAGUAAACUUAGCAAUACCUCUGAAAUUCUAGCAAAAUGGUUAACUGUACAGAAUUUAUGGGCUUACUUAGAAGCAGUAUUCAUUGGCGGAGAUAUAUCGAAACAACUUCCUGCAGAGGCGAAACGUUUUAAUAAUAUUGAUAAAUCAUGGGUAAAGAUUAUGUAUCGAGCACGUGAAAGAAUGAACGCUGUGGAAGUGUGCACAGGAGACGAAACGAUGCAACAAUUUUUACCACAUUUAUUGGAACAGUUAGAAUCCUGUCAGAAAUCUCUCAGCGGAUACUUGGAAACGAAACGAAGCAUAUUUCCAAGAUUUUGCUUCAUAUCAGAUCCUACAUUGUUGGAGAUACUUGGUCAAGCAGCUGAUUGUCACACUAUACAGAAAUAUCUCGAUGGUUUCUUUGACAAUAUUGGAAGAUUAGAGUUUCAUGAAAAAGAAUAUGAAAGAAUUGUGGCUAUGUAUUCUCGUGAAAAUGAGAAAGUUAUAUUAGAGAAAGAUGUUAUAUGUACAGGGGGUGUAGAAAAUUGGUUGAACACUUUGUUAUUAGUUCAUCAAUUUUCGGUAGGCAGUGUAAUUUCUCAAGGAUUGAUAACUCUUGCUAGUGAAGAUUUUGAUCCCAUAGCAUUGAUAGAUAAUACUAUUUUACAAGUAGGAUUGUUAGGUUUGCAAGUCUUAUGGACUCGUGAUUCUGAAAUAGCUCUUACUACAGUAAAACGAGACAGAGGAAUAAUGAAGCGGACGAAUCAAUGGUUUCUAGACUUAUUGAACAGUCUCAUUGAAGUGACUGUCAAAGAUUUGACGAAAUAUGCGAGAUCGAAAUACGAGGCCUUAAUUACUAUUCAUGUACAUCAAAGAGACAUGUUCGACGACAUGUGCACUCUCAGAAUUCGCAAUGUGAACGAUUUCGAAUGGUUGAAGCAAUGUAGAUAUUAUUAUAAUCCUGAGACGGAAGAAGUUCCUAUACAAAUCACAGACAUUGAUUUUAUCUAUCAAAAUGAGUUUCUAGGAUGUACCGACCGACUUGCUAUUACUCCUCUUACUGAUAGAUGCUACAUAACAUUAGCUCAAGCUGUGGGUAUGAAUUUUGGUGGUGCACCCGCGGGACCAGCCGGCACUGGUAAAACGGAAACCACAAAGGAUAUGGGGAAAGCACUUGGAAAAUACGUGGUGGUAUUUAAUUGCUCCGACCAAAUGGAUUUCCGCGGUCUAGGUAGAAUAUUUAAAGGAUUAGCCAUGUCUGGAUCCUGGGGCUGCUUCGACGAGUUUAACCGUAUCGAUUUACCGGUUUUGUCGGUCGCUGCUCAGCAAAUAGCAAUCGUGCUCACUGCAAGAAAAGAAAGAAAAACAAUUUUUCUUUUUAGCGAUGGCGAAAUGUACAAAUUAAACUAUGAGCUUGGAAUUUUUAUCACUAUGAAUCCUGGCUAUGCUGGUCGUCAAGAAUUGCCGGAAAAUUUAAAGAUACAGUUCAGAAGUGUAUCUAUGAUGGUUCCUGAUAGACAAAUAAUUAUGCGUGUGAAAUUGGCAGCUUGUGGUUUCAAAGAAAACGUUAUAUUAGCACGAAAGUUUUUCACCCUGUACAAACUGUGCGAGGAGCAAUUAAGCAAGCAAGUACAUUACGAUUUCGGUUUAAGAAAUAUAUUAUCUUGCUUGCGAACUCUUGGUGCACAAAAACGAGCGAAUCCAUUGGAUUCCGAGGAAACCACUUUAAUGAGAGUUUUGAGAGAUAUGAAUCUAUCAAAAUUGGUAGACGAAGACGAACCUUUGUUCAUGUCCCUUAUCGAAGAUAUGUUCCCAGGAAUAAAGAUCAAGGUUCACGUAUACAAAGAAUUGCAAAAGGCGAUCGCAAAUGCAACUGUUGCACUUGGUAUAAUGAAUAAUCCCGAAUGGAAUUUGAAGACGGUCCAAUUGUAUGAAACUUCUCUGGUUCGCCAUGGUUUAAUGGUGCUUGGUCCAACAGGAUCUGGAAAAACUAUGUGUAUGUGGGCGCUUAUGAAAGCUUUAACAGAGAUGGGUAUGCCUCAUAAAGAAGUCAGAAUGAAUCCUAAAGCCAUAACCGCCUCCCAAAUGUUCGGUAAAUUGGAUGUAGCGACGAAUGAUUGGACAGACGGUAUUUUCUCAAUAAUAUGGAGAAGAUCGACGCAGACCAAGAAAACGGAGAAUUUAUGGAUGGUUUUGGACGGCCCUGUGGAUGCUGUAUGGAUCGAGAAUUUAAAUUCGGUGCUGGAUGAUAAUAAGACGCUGACUCUAGCGAAUGGCGAUCGCAUAAUCAUGGCGGCGAACACUAAAUUGGUCUUUGAACCAGAUAAUGUCGAUAAUGCAUCGCCAGCCACGAUAUCCCGUAUGGGUAUGGUGUUCAUAAGUGCUUCUGUACUCAAAUGGUAUACCAUUCUGCAGGGAUGGUUCAAGAAACAACCACCUGCAUUGGUAGAGAUAUUGAAUAAUUUAUUCAAUAAAAUUUAUAACGACGCUCAUUUAUUCGUUCAAACGAGGCUUCCUGUAAAAAUGGCUAUUUUGGAAGCUAUGUAUAUAAGACAAUGUAUUGAUCUAUUAGAUGGCUUGCUUUAUGUGAAUAAAGAUGUAACUAAAAUCCUUCCUGAUUUUCAUGUGGAAAGGAUAUUCCUCUUCUCGCUUAUGUGGACUUUGAGCGCUGCAUUGGAAAUAGAAGAACGUAAUCAAUUGCAAGAAUUUGUACUUCUUCACGAAUCGAAGUGUCAUUGGCCAAUAUGCAAUGACGACGAAACCAUUUUUGAAUACUUGGUAUCAGAAGAUGGACAAUGGAUACAUUGGUCUGAAAAAGUUCCACAGUUCAUUUAUCCACGAGAUAAAAUUAUCAAAUACUAUACUAUUCUUGUUCCUAACAUAGACAAUACAAGGACCAUGUUUCUGGUUGAAACAAUUGCAAAACAAGGAAAAGCAGUGUUGCUUAUAGGAGAGCAAGGUACUGCAAAAACAGUCAUAAUCAAAAGCUACAUGUCCCACUAUAAUCCGGAAGAGCAUCUGUGCAAAUCCUUUAGUUUUUCUUCCGCGUCCACUCCUAAUAUGGUUCAAAGGGUUUUCGAAAGUUACGUGGAGAAAAGAGUGGGAACCACUUAUGGUCCUCCGGGUGGCCGAAAAAUGACCAUUUUCAUCGAUGAUAUAAAUAUGCCAGAAAUAAAUGAAUGGGGAGAUCAAAUUACAAAUGAGAUUGUCCGUCAACUGAUGGAGUAUGGAGGUUUUUACUCUUUGGAUAAGCCUGGUGAUUUCUCUACUAUACAAGAUAUCCAAAUACUCGCCGCCAUGAUUCAUCCAGGCGGAGGUAGAAAUGAUAUACCGCCAAGAUUGAAAAGACAAUUUAAUAUUUUUAACUGUACAUUGCCAUCGAAUAAAUCCAUGGAUACGAUUUUUAGAAGCAUUGGAGAAGGAUACUUCUGCAUUAACAGAUUCAAUGAAGAGAUAGUGGAAUUCUUGCCAAAAUUGAUACCUCUGACGAGAGUUUUAUGGCAACAGACUAAGAUAAAAAUGUUACCCACACCGGCAAAAUUCCAUUACGUUUUUAAUUUAAGAGAUUUAUCUCGAAUUUGGGAAGGUAUUCUUAGAAUCGAGAGAGCCGAAUGCGAUUCUAGAACCAGACUAUUGAAGCUCUGGGAGCACGAGUGUACUCGUGUAAUUGCGGAUCGAUUUACAAGCGAGGAGGAUACUACGUGGUUCGUGAAUACAUUAAGACGAACAGCUGAGAAGAUGUUAGGUCCAGAUUUUAUUUUCUAUGAUCCCGUAGAGACAUAUUUUGUAAAUUUUCUACGUGAACCACCGGAACCUACCGGAGAUGAGCCAGAAGAUUUUGUUUUCGAGGCGCCAAAAAUUUAUGAAGAAAUGCCAAGUUUUGAAUUUGUGAUCGCAAAGGUCGAACAAAAUAUGGAACAAUUCAACGAAUACAUUCGAGGGUUAACUCUUGAUUUAGUAUUCUUCCAUGAUGCUUUGGUACAUUUGAUGCGAAUAUCGAGAAUCCUGGGUGUUCCUCGAAGCAAUGCGAUGCUGGUGGGAGUUGGAGGAUCAGGCAAACAAAGUCUCACUCGUCUUGCCGCUUUUAUUGCCGGCUUUAACUUUUUCCAGAUUGUAUUAACCAGGAUUUAUAAUGUUCCAAGUUUAUUGGAGGAUAUAAGAAAAGUGUAUCAUGCAGCUGGUACAGGGAGCAAAGGGCAGACAUUUAUAUUUACCGAUAAUGAAAUAAAAGAGGAAGCUUUCCUGGAAUACAUUAACAAUAUAUUAAGCGUUGGAGAGAUUGCAGGUCUGUUCCCAGCUGAUGAAAUGGAUGACAUCCGAACGACAGUGACUCCUAUGAUGAAGCAUGACGAUCCAAGACGACCACCAACUCCUGAUAAUCUUUAUGAUUAUUUUUUGACACGUGCAAAGGACAAUCUGCACAUGGUUUUAUGCUUUUCACCAGUUGGUGAAAAGUUCAGAUCUCGUUCAUUAAAAUUCCCUGGUCUUAUAUCCGGUUGUACGCUAAAUUGGUUUUGGAAAUGGCCCAUUGAUGCUUUAUACGCGGUCAGUGGUCAUUUCUUGGAAGGAUAUAAAAUUAUAGCUAGUCCAGAAGUAAAACAACAAUUGGUAGAAGUUAUGGGAGACAUCCACAAUUAUAUAAACGAUAUAUGCGUGCAAUACUUUGAAAGAUUUCGAAGACAAGUAUACGUCACUCCAAAAUCAUUCUUAACAUUUCUAAAUGGAUAUAAAACACUUUACAAGCAACGUUUGGAUAAUAUUAACACUCUUGCAUUUCGUAUGAGCAGUGGUUUAAGUAAGUUAGUCGAUGCUGCGGCUCAAGUUGACGAAUUACGUAAAGUUCUUGAGAAAAAUCAGCAAGAGAUCGCUGAGAAAAAUGUGCAAGUCGAAGCUAUUUUAGUUACUGUAAAUCAAAAAAAGAAAGAAGCAGAAACGGUAAAGGCACAAGUGCAAGUUUCUAAGGAUGAGGCAGAAACUAUUUUGAAAUCGAUUGCAAAAGACAAAGCGGUAGCGGAACAAAAAUUGAAAGCUGCUGAGCCUGCUUUAUUGGCAGCAGAAGCUGCCUUGCAAACUAUAAAAGCUGCCGACAUUGCUACAGUGAGGAAAUUAGGAAAACCACCAUAUCUGAUUACUCUUAUCAUGGAUUGCGUGAUAAUAUUGUUUGGAAGAAAAUUGGAGCCCGUUAAACCUGAUUAUGAGCAUCAAUUUUUGAGUCCUUCAUGGGGUGAAGCAUUAAAGAUGAUGGCUGAUGUUAGAUUUCUAUACAAUUUGCAACAUUUCCCGAAGGAUAACAUCAACGCUGAAACUAUCGAUUUAAUGCAACCAUACUUGAAUUAUCAUUUAUACACGUAUGAAGCUGCAUUGCAAGCUUGUGGAAAUGUUGCUGGUCUCAUUCAAUGGACCAUUUCUAUGGUUACGUUUUAUGAUAAUAAAGAUGUUCUUCCUUUAAAAGCAAAUUUGGCAGUGCAAGAGAGUAAAUAUGAAAAAGCAAAUAAAAAUCUAAUGGAAGCUGAAAGUCUUUUGAGAGAAAAAGACGAAGAUUUGAAAGUCGUACAGAAGGAGUUCGAUGCCGUGAUGGAAGAACGCCAAAAAAUAAUUGAUUUAGCCGAAAUUUGCCAAGCAAAAACGGACACCGCCACAGCAAUGAUAGAAGGUCUUUCUGGCGAAAGAAUAAGAUGGACGGAGCAAUUGACUGCAUUUAAAUCGGAAAUUGAUCGUUUGGUCGGCGAUAUAUUGAUCCUAAUAGGUUUCUUAUCAUAUUGUGGACCCUUUAAUCAAGAAUUCAGAACCAUGGUGCAAAGGCAAUGGUUUGAAUUUAUCCAGAAUCGAAAAAUUCCAAUUUCUCUCGUGAUAAAUAUUACAGCCAGUUUGAUCGAUACUGCUACCAUUGGAGAAUGGAAUUUGCAAGGCCUUCCAACGGAUGAUUUAUCUAUUCAAAAUGGAAUUAUAGUAACACAAGCACAUAGAUAUCCUCUUUUAAUUGAUCCACAAUUGCAAGGUAAAGCUUGGAUCAGGAAGAAGGAGGCAGAAUUUUAUUUACAGCCCACGUUUCUUGCACACAAAUAUUUUAGAAAUCAUUUGGAAGAUUGUGUUUCUUUAGGUCGUCCAUUGUUGAUCGAAGAUGUAGGAGAGGAUUUGGAUCCUGUUUUAGAUAAUUUGUUAGAACAUAAUUUUAUAAAAAUAGGAACUACUUUGAAGGUAAUAUUUAAAUUCUUUCAUAAAAGAUCCGAUUAUAAAAAUAUUGAUAUAUUUCCACAGGUAAAAUUAGGUGAUAAAGAAGUGGAUAUUCAUAAGGAUUUUAGACUUUACAUCACUACGAAGUUACCGAAUCCAGUAUAUACACCAGAAAUAUUUGCACGUGCUGCUAUAAUUGAUUUUACGGUCACUAUAAAAGGAUUAGAAGAUCAAUUAUUGGGAAGAGUUAUUUUAACAGAGAAAAAAGAAUUAGAAACAGAAAAAACACAAUUGAUAGCAGAUGUAACUGCAAACAAUAGAAAGAUCAAAGAAUUGGAAGCUAAUCUUUUGCAUAAAUUGACCACCGUAGAAGGACCUUUAAUAGAAGAUGUAGAAUUAAUGUCUGUUUUAAAUAUAACGAAACAAACUGCAGCUGAGAUCAAUGAAAAAUUAAGUAUCGCCAAAGAUACGGAAUUAAGAAUUGAUACAGCACGUGAAGAAUUUCGGCCAGUCGCGACACGUGGAAGUGUUUUAUACUUUUUAAUUUGCGAUAUGUCUUUAGUCAAUUGCAUGUAUCAAACAUCACUCGUCCAAUUCUUGGAACGUUUCGAUCUUUCUAUGGAUAGAUCUGAAAAGAGUCCAGUUACUCAAAGAAGAAUCAAUUUUAUCAUCGAGUAUCUCACCUUUGUUUUUAAAUAUAAAGCAAGGGGCCUUUAUGAGAUUCAUAAAUACAUGUACAUUUUAUUAAUGACGUUAAAGAUUGAUUUACAACGGGAAUUUAUUAAUCAUGAAGAAUUUCAAUACUUCAUAAAAGGUGGUGCAGCCUUAGAUUUGAAUACUGUUACGCCAAAACCUUGCAAAUGGAUUACUGAUAUGACUUGGCUUAAUUUAAUCGCAUUAUCUGCCUUAAGACACUUUCAAUACAUUCCUUCUCAAAUACCAGCAUCUGAAAAACAAUGGAAACAAUGGUUUGAUAAACCUACUCCAGAAGAAGAAGUAAUACCAAAUGGCUAUAACAAUUUAGAUACUUUUCGUCGUUUAUUGUUAAUUAGAGCAUGGUGUACAGAUAGAACUCUACCACAAUCGCGAAAAUAUAUAUCAAGUUCUUUGGGAGAAAGAUAUGCAGAACCUGUAAUUACACUUUUUGAUGUAAUGCAUAGUGAAUCAAGGCCAAACACUCCAAUGAUUUGUUUUCUAAGUAUGGGAUCCGAUCCUACACCUGCUAUAGAACACCUUGCUAAGAAACUAGAGAUUGUAUGUAAAAGUAUCUCAAUGGGACAAGGACAAGAAGUCCAUGCAAGAAGAUUACUUCAAAGCGCAAAAACUGAAGGUUUCUGGGCAUUAUGUCAAAAUUGCCAUUUGGGUUUGGAAUAUAUGUCUGAAUUAGUUAACUUUCUUUUGGAAAUGGAAGACUCACAUCCUGAUUUUCGCAUAUGGAUCACCACAGAACCGCAUAAAAAUUUUCCAAUAUCUCUUUUACAAAUGUCUAUAAAAUUUACUUAUGAGCCUCCAAGAGGAAUAAGAGCAGGUUUACUUGCUACAUAUAGUGGAAUGCAUCAAGAAAUGUUAGAUCAAUGUGAUGCUUGGCAAUAUAUACCAAUUAUAUACACAAUAUCAUUUUUGCAUACUGUUGUACAAGAAAGAAGAAAAUUUGGUCCCCUUGGUUGGAAUAUACCAUAUGAAUUUAAUAUGUCUGAUUGGUUGGCAUCUUGUAUAUUUAUUAACAAUUAUUUAAAUGAGUUUGAUGUAAAACUAGGAAUUAGUUGGCAUACUGUAAGAUAUAUGAUAGCAGAAGUGCAAUAUGGAGGACGUGUCACAGAUGAUUAUGAUAAAAGAUUGUUGAAUACAUUUACUAAACUGUGGUUUUAUGAUACUAUUUUUGCAGAAGAUUUUCAAUUUUAUAAAGGAUAUACAGUCUUAACUUAUAAGACUGUACAAGAAUAUUUAAAAGUAAUUGAUGAAAUGAAUACUGUAGAUCCACCACAAGUUUAUGGUUUGCAUGCUAAUGCAAAUAUUACAUAUAUGGCUAACACUACACAGGCUGUUUUAGAUAAUAUAUUAUCUGUACAACCAAAAGAAGCAGGUAUAGUUGGUGCUGAAACCAGGGAAGUAGUUGUAACUAGACAAGCAAAUGAAAUGUUAAAAAAAUUACCAUCAAGUUAUGAUCCAUAUGAAGUGAAACAAAGAUGUCAAAUAUUAGGAGCCACUGCACCAAUGACUAUUUUUUUGAGACAAGAAAUUGAUAGAAUACAAGUAGUUAUUAAAUUAGUGGAUGCUAUGUUGAAAGAUCUUUUACUUGCCAUAGAAGGUGUUAUCAUAAUGUGCGACGAAUUAAGAGAUGCUCUUGAUAAUAUAUAUGAUGCUAAAGUACCAAAGUUAUGGAUAGUAAAAUCAUGGGAGUCUGCUUCUCUUGGUUUUUGGUUUACUGAAUUAUUAGAAAGAAAUAAACAAUUUUCUUCUUGGUUAUUUACUGGUAGACCAGCAAAAUUUUGGAUGACUGGAUUUUUUAAUCCUCAAGGAUUUUUGACUGCAAUGAAGCAAGAAGUAACAAGAGCUCAUAAAGGAUGGGCUUUGGAUAAUGUAACUUUACAUAAUGAAGUUCUACGCUACACAGCAGAAGAAAUUAAAACUCCACCUGCAGAAGGAGUUUUUGUAUAUGGACUAUUUCUUGAAGGAGCUGGAUGGGAUAAAAGGAAUAAUAGAUUAUGUGAAUCAGCAAGUAAAAUUCUAUUUGUAUUAAUGCCCGUUAUUCAUAUUUUUGCCUUAUACAAUGUUCCUGACAAAGACCCAAAAUUAUAUCAAUGUCCAGUAUAUAAAAAACCACAAAGAACAUAUGUGUUAUUAAUAACACCAUUAUGGUUACAAACGAUUAGACCACCGGAUUUUUGGAUUCUACGUGGAGUUGCAUUAUUAUGUGAUAUUAAAUAAAAUGAACAUAAAAUGCAUGAUACAUUAAAAUUAUAAAAUAAUACGAUAAUCAUUCGAUUUCAUAAAUUAUAAACAAUUUCAU
Molecule: messenger RNA, 13339 nt
Organism: Apis florea (little honeybee)
Lineage: Eukaryota; Metazoa; Arthropoda; Insecta; Hymenoptera; Apidae
Gene: kl-3
Product: dynein heavy chain 8, axonemal kl-3
Biological process (GO): microtubule-based movement
Cellular component (GO): axonemal dynein complex
Molecular function (GO): ATP binding; dynein intermediate chain binding; dynein light intermediate chain binding
Source: RefSeq, a predicted model, not a curated record